AUGUCUUCAGAAGAUCAGGAUAUUUCAAGGAUUUUUUCUCAAAAAGUUGAACGUCGAUUUCAACGGGAUUUUGGACGAUUUAUUGGUGGAAGUCAUCAUUCUAGUAGAUAUACAUCAACUCCAAACGAACUUAAACGGAUUACACAAAGUACAGACAAUUCUUUAAAUGUUAAAUUAAUUGAAGCUAAAGAGGAAAUUGAUUCUCUUCACCGAAAGUUGAAUUCUAAAAAUGAAGAAAUUGAGCGAUUAAAAGCUGUUGAGAAUACUUCUAAGGCAAAAAUUGAUGAAUUAAAUAUUCAAUUGAACGAAUUAAAAAUGGAAAUUGAUAAAGGAAAACGAAAAAGUUUUGAUUUUAGUGAAGACAAGUCAAAAGAGAAGUUACUUCUAAGCGAUUAUCGAAAUGCUUUGUCAAAAUACAAAACUUGGACGGAAUUUGCUGAUAAGCAAUUGAAUGAAAUGAAGGUUAUUUUGAAAGAAAUUGGUGGAUGGACAGAAGCAAAUCGUUAUAGAAUUUAUUUUGCUUAUAGAGGAAUUGCUCCAGAAAUGGUUACUGAUGAUAUGGUCGCUUCACUCUCAAAUGGAUCAAUUAUCAACUAUCCAGGAAAUAUUGAAAAUAUUGAGGGAAUAACAGCUUCAGAAUAUCGACCAAGAUUUCACUGUAAAAAAUUUUAA
Messenger RNA from Meloidogyne enterolobii, 672 nucleotides. The record is from the annotation of a GenBank genome assembly. NCBI's taxonomy places the organism in Eukaryota, Metazoa, Nematoda, Chromadorea, Rhabditida, Meloidogynidae.